AUGGCGCGGACACCGACCAAGUAUAACCCACCGCGCAAGUCUGGUCCUCCACUGGGACACCGCCGCACGCGGUCGGCCAGCUCGUCGCCUCAACACCAUUCAUCGCCAAUCCGGAGGUCAAGACCACCUCAUCAUGCAUUGCCCAAUCCAGGCAGGUCACCGCGGACUUCUCCUAGACAUCGGACGCCUCCAAGACCGCGCCUCCCCAGGAACGCGCCAACCCCAGAAGAACAGCUACAAAGCGAGUUGGAUGCCUCUCUCUCUACGCCAGAUUUGAGGCAGCCAGGGCCUCCACUCGGUCGUCAAUUGUUCCCUCAAGCGCCUCAAGCAGAGGAGAACGAGGAUGAAGACGCUAACGCCAGUGUCCGCACUCCUUACGAUCGUUCGCCGUCUUAUGAGGACACUCGAAUCACAGCACAUGGUGCCUACGAACGUGACCCCAACGGACCAUACCCUAACGAUCCGCCUUCACCACCACCAAGACGAAGGAGCUUUUCUCCUCCGGAAUCCGUACCGUCGCCACAUUGUACAGGAUCACAAGCACUCACAGAACCCCCUCUGCCAGAGCAAAGCCCCGAAGAGAGGGUCGCGGACCUGGAGCGGGUGACAGAAGAACAAGACGAAGAGAUCACACGCCUUGAAAGCGAGGUUCUUGAACUGCGAGAUGAGAGAGACGAGUACUUGGCCAAUUGGGCUGAAAGCAACGAAGAGAAUGCUCGGCUCUGGGCGUGGUUGGAGAAUAUAGAUACAGAACCUUCUGUCUCUGAGGAAAAACGAUCCAAUUCUGAAGAGGAACAAUCUGGCCCUGACUGGCGCAUCGCAGAAUUGGGGGCGGAGUUAGCCAGGCUUCGGGGGCAACAUGAUCGAGACAUAGACGCGAUGCGAGACGAGCUCCAGAGGGCUCAUGAGGCGAUAGAUGAGGCACACGCCCAAAACGCCCGGCAGCGCGGAGAAAUCGUUCACUUGAACGAACGAGUGGGCACGGCCCGCGAACAGCUAAACGAGCUCAACCGUGCAAACGACGGCCUACGGGAGCAACUGGAUGGGAGCGCGGCUGUCAAUAGGAACCUUCAGCGCCAUCUUACCGAGAGAGCGAACGAAAGAGACAACAUCGAAUAUGAAAGGCAACAAGCUGUAGGUCAGCUGCGGGAGGCUGACGCGGAAAUAGAGCGCCUGGAAGAUAGAGUUGCUGAGCUCGAAGGUGCAGCAGAUGGUGUCGUGGCCGAAGACCAACUGCAGGAGAAUCCUGUGCAGACUGAUAGAGUGUUGAGACGAGAGCAUGCCUUACUGCAAGGUUUACUUGAAGCGGCUGAUGCGGAUAAUGCACAAUUGUACGCACAGAACGAGCAAUUGACGCAGCAGAACACGGAUCUGACGCAGCAGAACACAGAUUUGACCGCAGAGAAUACACAGUUGCGGCGCGAUCUGGAAUUGUCCGAGCAAGAACGCGAAGAGUUACGAGAGGUUCGGGAGGAAUUCCAGGAUGAGGUCGAUAAUUUAAACCAGGUGAUUGCAGACGAUCAUGAGGAACUCGCCCAGCUGCGCGUGCAGAACACCGAUGUGAUGCAGGUAGUGCAAACCCGGGGCGACACGAUCCAAACGCAAGCAACUGCCAUUGAAAACCUUGAAAACCAGUUGCAAGACGAACGGAAUGCGGCUCAGGUCCUGCUCGCUGAAAGGACGCAGGAGAGGGACACGGCGGAAAUGGCGAGGAUCAAUACCCAGGCGCAGUUGAACGAGGCUCAAAACGCCCUGGCUCUUACGCGAGCGAGGCUGGAGUGGUUGGAGGCUGGGGGCGAGGGUGAUCCUCCUCCUCUGCCGGAAGUUGAGCAACCGGCUCCAGGUGGUGAAAACGAUGGCGAUGGGGAUCAAGACCCACCGGAAGAAAACCCAGAGCCUGCGCAGGACGAUGACGGGGUGGACGAUGGCAAUGCUCCUGCGGCUCGUCCACGGCGUCGACCUCCCAGGGCUUUCGUGGAAUUUCCACGCUUGGCACCUGAAGACAUCGCCGGAUACGCGCCCGGGCAUGGACCAGGACCACCGUCGCCGGGAGGAGAUCAGAAUUCACCCGAUCGUUGGAGCAGCGCUGAAUACCAACCCUCUCCUCGAGCAAGACGCGGACGAGGAAGAGGUCGAGGUCGCGGUCGUGGCGGAGGAGAUUCAGGUGCAGGCGCGACUGGUGGAGCAGGAGUCGCGAAGAGACCAAGAGGGCGGCCUCGAGGGCGCAAGAAUAAGAGAGGAAGGGGAGGCAGGGGAGGCGGAGGCGCAGGCGCAGCGGCUUGA
Zasmidium cellare ATCC 36951 is the source of this 2283-nucleotide messenger RNA. RefSeq lists its product as uncharacterized. The record is from RefSeq and is a predicted model, not a curated record. The transcript has a single exon. The coding region runs from base 1 to 2283 and encodes 760 amino acids. Lineage: Eukaryota; Fungi; Ascomycota; Dothideomycetes; Mycosphaerellales; Mycosphaerellaceae.